GUGUGCUGAAAGCGGCCACUUCACGUAGUUACCAUGAGACGAGGGGAUGAAGAAACGAGAGACACCUGAGACAGAAGCGUUUAUAGGGGACACCAGACCAGGAAUAAACGGUGGGGACAACCAGUAGGCCAACAGAGUGACCCUAGAUCUCAGCCAUCCAUAAAUAUGAACCUAUCCCGAUGGAUUGCAACGGUCUUCCAAGCUCACAGACCAACAUCUUCUCAUCUCCAUCUUCUGAACGAGAGCCAGCCUCUCCAGAAUCUGCAGCCACCAAACCUGGCGGAGCAGGCCGGAGCUGGACCUAUGGCUGCAGAUGGACUGAAUGCUCUAUUCCAGGAGGCCAUCUCUAGCCUGGGAGGGAAGGAGAGCGUGCUAUUAGUGGGGGAGGCUGGAUACGGCCCACAGAGCGAUGGCGGCAACAGCGGGAUUUUGGAUGAACUGUCAUUUGCCCUCUUUCAGCCACCCGAUUGGCGUUAUGUGCCGAGUAAAGAAGACAAAGUUCUUGAAGGACCUAACAAAGUUCUGAGCUCAGUCACGUCAACCUCUCCGUCUCAGUCCAGGACGCUGGAAUUUCCAGUCAUUUUGGCAGUUUUUCGGGAAUCACUAGUGAUGGAGGCUGCAAAGAAUACGCUGGUGAGAGAGAUAUUGAGGGACGUUAGGGUGAGGACCAGCAGAUCGACAUGCAAGGUGGUCGGCAUCAUCUACACUAGAGAGCCUCUUGAAAAACAGAAAAACAUGGAGUCCAAGGAGCGUCUCCGCAAGCUGAUGGGUCAGGUCUUUACAGGACAGCUGUGGGGGGUCUGCUGCUACUCAAGUUCCCAGCCAAAAUCCAUCCGGGAGGUGAAGCUGACCAUCAUGGCCACACUGGAGGGGAGAAAUAGAGACCACGAUGACUACACAGAAGACCAAAUGAUGGGGCUGGAUACUUCAUUCCGGGAUCUAGUCUGCCGGCUGGGAGGCAAAGAAAGAUUCCUUCUUCUCGGGAACAUCUGCACGUCUGUUCGUCCUUCCGAGAAAGCUGGGAUCUUCAGAGAAGUCUCCAAAGCCCUUUUUGAUGACCACUAUGAAGCGGUGGAGUAUGAGGAAGUGAUAUCGAACUCUGGGAAGGACAUGAGGCCAUCUGAGUGCAUUCAGCUCCCCAAACCCAAGUCCUUCCCCUACCCUCUAAUCCUGGUGGCCUUUCGUUCAACAUUUCUGAGAGAAGACAUCAACAGGCCUCAGGUCAAGGAGAUAUUGGUCGAUGUCAAGACCAGGGUGAAGAUGUCUUCUACGUGUGUGAUCGGUGUGGUUUAUAGCCAUGAGCCUCUGGAACUGUCUGAGGAGCAGGAGUUCCACAUUCUGCUGCAGAAGAUUUUGAGUAAGACCUUCAGUUGUCCCAUAGGGGUCUGCAGCUUCGUGAGGAACAACCUGGAGUCAGCAGAGGGGGUGAAGAGAUGUGUCUGCCAUGUCCUAAAGCAGAGGAACUGAUCUAUCUCAUAUCACAUCUCCCCAUAUUGCUUCCUGCCCAUUGUAACCCAUGAGGCGCGCCCAAGAUGGCUGCCCUGCCUAGUGCUAUCAGGGGUAGCAUGAACAAUCUGUGGGACUGGAUUAGCGAUGCUAACAGGGUCUCCUUUACUAUGUACUCUACAUUCAGGGCGGGAUAUAGUGAUCAAACCUCCAAAAUCUGCCGUUUUCAGAGGAUUGCCGCAAUACCCAUGUGUAUCAAGCUCCGGAAAGCGAAACUCUACAGGGCUUGUGCGCAAUAGGCAAAGCCGCCUAUAGAAGCCUAUGGGAUUAUACAUCAGGUCUGCUGUUUAUCUUCCCUAAAGGAAAUACAUAAUGAGGACGCUGGGAUUUGAACAUGAGAUCGCCGAAUCUGGUGUGGAGAGGGAGCGGGAAGUGUUUUCGGUAACGUGUCACAUUCCUCUGCCCUUAUCAAAUACAUUUCGUGCUGUGUCACAGUGCCACCAGGCAGCCAGUGUCCGCACAUCCACUACUACUGCAGGGAAAGCGCUGUGAUUUAUUAUAUAACGGCGUCACUUUACUGAGGCUGCAGUUAUAAUAGUUGGGCUGCAAUUGCGUGCAAACGGCUGCUGGGAUCCCAUUAAUUUUCAAAUGUGCUUGCACGUAUACCGGCAAUUAUUGAUCAUGUAGAUCUUAAAAACGAGCACUUACACAGGGUAACGUCUCCACAAAAUUGGUCAGAUCGCCGUUACGCGCAAUGCUGCAUCGAAUAAUCGCCGUAUUAAACACGUCAAAUGUUAUUGUGCCACCUCCUGCCUAGAUCUUAUAGAUUUUUCUGCCUCCACCUCAUUAAGGGGCAUAUUUCUUAUAGAAUGCGUUGUUCGCCCAAAUAUUGAGUAUCCUUUUCACCGCAUACUGUAGGUGCAGUUGCGGGGUUGCGAUUUGUGAGGAGGAGGGUUCGGAGCAAUUAAUUGUGUCAAUGCAGCCCCAUCCCCGCUUCUCAGAACCAAGGCAUCGGGAAAGGGGAGGGAUCUAUGAGGAUGGUGAUGAGCGAAACGCGUCUAUAUACAGAAGUGAUCAGUGCAAGUUCUUUUUGGGAUACCACAAUAACAGAUGGUCUGGUGUAAAACAAUCCAGCAUUAUUUCUAAUAUAUAUAUAUAUAUAUAUAUAUAUAUAUACACACACUAUUUUUGUGAAACGCGUGAAAAUAUUUGAUAAAAUGGUUUUGAUUCAUUCCCUCCUGCUUAUACAGUCACUGUUGGGUUAAAGAACAUACAGAAUGGCGUCUGUGUCUGUAUGGGAGGUGGUGGAGACUGAUGUUGGCUUACAAACCUGUUUACACAGUGGGAGAUAGAGAGAGAGGCGGGGAAAGAGAUAGGAGGAGUGUGUGUGGUAUGGGAUGGACAGCCUGGGGGAGGGACGGGGGGACUGCUCAGUGGUCUCUCCAAUAUCUUCUUGCUUCUUUGUUUCAUAAACAAAUCGAAAAGUUAAUUCUGUCAUUUUUAAAAUGUAUUGCACUAUUUUCUUAUCGGUUAUUGAUAGCCCUAUACCUGUAGAGUGUAAGCUCUUGGGAACACGCACUUUCUUCUGUCCCAAUGCUGAUUGUUUACUAACUAAAAUAAAUGCAAAUAUUUAAA
This is a messenger RNA of Pseudophryne corroboree (corroboree frog), 3081 nucleotides long. RefSeq lists its product as uncharacterized. The transcript has 3 exons. NCBI's taxonomy places the organism in Eukaryota, Metazoa, Chordata, Amphibia, Anura, Myobatrachidae. The record is from RefSeq and is a predicted model, not a curated record. The coding region runs from base 166 to 1467 and encodes 433 amino acids.